AUGGGCGUCCGAGGAGCCUUCCACCUUCUGCUCAUGUGCCUGAGCCCAGCACUGCUGUCUGCUGUGCGGAUCAAUGGGGAUGGCCAGGAGAUCCUGUACCUGGCAGAAGGUGACAAUGUAAGACUGGGCUGUCCCUACAUCCUGGACCCUGAGGAUUAUGGUCCCAGUGGGCUGGACAUCGAGUGGAUGCAGGUCAAUACAGACCCUGCACAUCGGGAGAAUGUGUUCCUCAGCUACCAGGACAAGAGAAUCAACCAUGGCAACCUCCCCCACCUGCAGCAGAGGGUCCGCUUUGCGGCCUCAGACCCCAGCCAGUACGACGCCUCCAUCAACCUCAUGAACCUGCAGGUUGCCGACACGGCCACCUACGAGUGCCGGGUGAAGAAGACCACGAUGGCCACCCGGAAGGUCAUCGUCACCGUCCAAGCUCGGCCCGCAGUGCCCAUGUGCUGGUCCGAGGGCCACAUGGCAUAUGGCAACGACGUGGUGCUGAAGUGCUUCGCCAGUGGGGGCACCCCGCCCCUCUCCUACAAGUGGGCCAAGAUCAGCGGGCAGACCCACCCCUACCGGGCAGGAUCCUACCACUCGCAGCACACGUUCCAGUCGGAGCUGUCCUAUCAGGAGUCCUUCCACAGCUCCAUCAAUCAAGGUGUGUUUAAUGGCGAUCUGGUGCUGAAGGACAUCUCCAAGGAGGACGACGGGCUGUAUCAGUGCACCGUGGCCAACCACGUGGGCUACAGCGUGUGCGUGGUGGAGAUGAAGGGCUCAGACUCCCGGCGUGCGGGCAUGAUCGUUGGCGCGGUGCUGGGCUCGCUGCUCCUGCUGGGCUGCCUGCUGCUGGCCAUCUGGGCGCUCACCUGCUGCUGCUGCGGGGGAGCCGGCGGGGCCCGUGGCGCCUUCGGCUACGGCAACCGCAGCGGGGCCUGCGAAAGGGCCUGCGGAGACUUGUCCAAUGAGAUCAGAGAGGACGCCGUGGCGCCCGGGUGCCAGACCCGCGGGCGCGGCAGCCGCGUCGCCCACCUGCUGGGGUACCCGCCGCAGACCCGCCGCUCCCAGCGCCGGUGCGCGCCCCCGCCCUGCGGCCCCGAGGACGUGGCGCUGGCGUCCCGCGCCGCCGCCUGCGAGGCGGGCCCCGCCCCGGUCUACGUCAAGGUCACCGGCGCCGAGGCCGAGGACUGCAGCCGGGGGCCGCGGCCGGGCAAGGACGGCCUGGUGGUGUGA
Molecule: messenger RNA, 1221 nt
Organism: Pipistrellus nathusii (Nathusius's pipistrelle)
Lineage: Eukaryota; Metazoa; Chordata; Mammalia; Chiroptera; Vespertilionidae
Source: the annotation of a GenBank genome assembly